Messenger RNA from Daucus carota subsp. sativus, 1480 nucleotides. RefSeq names its product AT-hook motif nuclear-localized protein 24. Gene Ontology annotation, biological process: vegetative to reproductive phase transition of meristem. Lineage: Eukaryota; Viridiplantae; Streptophyta; Magnoliopsida; Apiales; Apiaceae. The record is from RefSeq and is a predicted model, not a curated record. Gene Ontology annotation, molecular function: DNA-binding transcription factor activity; minor groove of adenine-thymine-rich DNA binding. The transcript has a single exon. Gene Ontology annotation, cellular component: nucleus.
AUUAUUAGCUAAUUUAACAAAUCCAACACUCUCUUAUAAACCUCAUUAUCUAAUAAGCUCCAUAGCAUCUAGCAAGAGAAUAAAUAUACUCAUAUACAACACCUAUCUCAAUCUAGCUACCUUUCUUUUCUUUCUCCCCCCACUAUCUUUCUUCUUUUACCUUAUUUUCCUCAAACCAAACCCUACAAUAUUUAGCCUUUUAAUUUACUAAAUUGAUCAAAUUCUCUCAACUUCAAUUAGGGUUUCAAAUGGAUCCAGGAAAUGCAAGUCAUAAUUCUCUUCCAUCUUCAUUUCACACUAGGGAUUUCAAUCUUCAGCAGCACCAAUUCCAGCAACAGCUUCAUCAAACCUCCGAAGACGAACAAAGCGGCUCCAGUGGCCUCAAAUGAGACCGCGAUGAUAACAACAACAACAACAACAACAGCGACGAUAGAGAUGGAGGAUCCGAAAACUCGAGAAAACCCCGAGGCCGACCAGCCGGAUCCAAGAAUAAGCCGAAACCCCCCAUCAUCAUCACCCGAGACAGCGCUAACGCACUCCGGACCCACGUCAUGGAAAUCGCUGACGGGUGUGAUAUCAUGGACAGCGUCGCCACCUUCGCGCGGUGCCGGCAGAGAGGGGUGUGUAUAAUGAGCGGCAACGGGAGCGUCAACAACGUCACUCUCCGUCAGCCCACGUCACCAGGGGCGGUUCUCACACUUCACGGAAGAUUCGAGAUUUUAUCGCUUUCCGGGUCGUUUCUGCCGCCACCAGCGCCGCCAGCCGCCACGGGGCUGACGAUAUACCUAGCCGGAGGACAAGGCCAGGUGGUCGGCGGGGCCGCGGUGGGGCCCCUUCUGGCGUCAGGGCCGGUGGUAAUAAUGGCGGCGUCGUUUAGCAACGCGGCUUACGAGAGGCUGCCUUUGGAGGAGGAAGAGGCGGCGCCGCCAAUGCCAAUGCAAGGUGGAGGGCUGAAUGAGUCGCCAGUGGGACAGCAGAACUCGCAGCAGCAGCUGCUGGGAGAUCCUUCAAUGUUUCACGGGAUGGCUCCGAAUCUACUGAACUCGAUUCAAUUGCCUCCGGAGGCCUUCUGGGCCUCCGGAGGAAGGCCGCCCUACUAAGUGAGGCAGGAAACUCAUUUAGGGUUUACAAUUUAGAGAAUCAGGGUUUGGGGCUUUUGAGGAGCUGUUUAUCAGGUUUUUAUUCUUGAAUUUAUUGAUUAAUCUCAUGUUUUUGCAAUAUUGACUAUUGUUUGUUGUUGUUCUGUUGGUGUGAUGAAUUGAAUAUGAUUAGUAAGUAGUAACUUUCUGGUAGGAUUAUUGAUGAGGAGAUGAUGAUGAUCAUAUGAGUGUACCUUUUAGCAUUUCAAGUGACUAAACUGUCUGUAAAUCUUUUUGCCACUUUUGAGCUUGAUGAAACUGAUGAUAAUUGAGUUCUUCAAGCUAGUGUGUUAUUCAUCAGUCAAUCAACUUGCAACAUAUUACUAUUUUUUUGUAAAUAA